Molecule: messenger RNA, 806 nt
Organism: Anguilla anguilla (European eel)
Lineage: Eukaryota; Metazoa; Chordata; Actinopteri; Anguilliformes; Anguillidae
Gene: crybb3
Product: crystallin, beta B3
Exons: 6
Coding region: 102-791 (229 amino acids)
Biological process (GO): visual perception; lens development in camera-type eye
Molecular function (GO): structural constituent of eye lens
Source: RefSeq, a predicted model, not a curated record
CCCCAGCCACAAUCACGCACACUGCCUGCACCAAGACCGCGGGUUACACACGCCACCGAUACACCCACCAGCACCAGCUAACGACCAGGAGAAGGCAGGCAAUGUCGGAAAAGCAGGGGCCCGCAGAACAACUGCCAGCCGGAAAAAGUCAGGGAGGGGUGGGUGGCAAUUACAAGGUGGUGCUGUUUGAGUUGGAGAAUUUCCAGGGCAAGAAGGUGGAGCUCUCUGCAGCGUGUAAGGAUGUGAACGAGAAAGGUGCGGAGAAAGUUGGCUCCGUGCUGGUCAACUCUGGACCGUGGGUUGGGUUCGCCCAGCAAGGGUUCAAAGGGGACCAGUAUGUUCUGGAGAAGGGGGAAUAUCCACGCUGGGCUACCUGGACCAGCAGCCAGAACAGCUACAGUCUGAUGUCUCUACGGCCACUCAAAAUCGACAGUGAACAGCACAAGCUGCACUUGUUUGAGGCAGAGGGGUUUGCAGGGAGAAAGAUGGAGAUCGUGGACGACGAUGUACCCAGCCUGUGGGCCCACGGCUUCCAGAACCGCGUGGGCAGUGUGAAGUCACUCAACGGAACGUGGGUGGGGUACACGUACCCAGGCUACAGGGGGCACCAGUUCGUGUUUGAGAAGGGAGAGUUCAAGCACUGUAACGAAUGGGGCUCGGCACAGCCGGAGAUCCAGUCAGUGCGCCGGAUUCUGGACAUGCAGUGGCACACAAAGGGCUGCUUUGACACCUCCGACCCCAAGCCCGCACCCCCACCCCCUGCCCCGCCCGCUGCCGCCGGCUCCAGCUGAAGGAGGAUCACCGGC